UUUUGCCCAAAUGGCGAAAUCGUCGAACACUCUACUGUUUUUUCCGCCGCUGCUGCUGCUGCUACUGUUGCUGCUGACCCGCCCUCAGCCGCUCAAGAGCCAUGCCGAAGUAUCAGCUUCCGCCUUCAACCAAAAUCAGAACCAGCAACAAAACUGGGCCCACUUGUUGCCCAUCAACUAUUAUUCAGCGCUGAACCAUCAGUACUAUAUGCGAUUCCGCAGGCAGGCGCAGGCGCCACAUUCAUAUCCAAAUCGGCGACUAUAUGCAUUCGAAUAUGCGCGUUAUGUUUGAUAGAGGAUGCUUGAAAAAAAGAUUUCACUCUAAAAGUUUAUCAAAUUAUUGAAAUGUAUUUUAAAAACUAAAUAAAUAUGCCAAUACCUUA
Scaptodrosophila lebanonensis is the source of this 383-nucleotide messenger RNA. RefSeq lists its product as uncharacterized. Bases 11 to 292 code for a protein of 93 amino acids. The transcript has a single exon. Lineage: Eukaryota; Metazoa; Arthropoda; Insecta; Diptera; Drosophilidae. The record is from RefSeq and is a predicted model, not a curated record.